Aureococcus anophagefferens is the source of this 711-nucleotide messenger RNA. RefSeq lists its product as hypothetical. The transcript has a single exon. The coding region runs from base 1 to 711 and encodes 236 amino acids. Gene Ontology annotation, biological process: polyphosphate catabolic process. The record is from RefSeq and is a predicted model, not a curated record. Gene Ontology annotation, molecular function: endopolyphosphatase activity; phosphatase activity. Gene Ontology annotation, cellular component: cytoplasm. NCBI's taxonomy places the organism in Eukaryota, Pelagophyceae, Pelagomonadales, Pelagomonadaceae.
AUGAGCAUCGCCAGGAACGGCGGCCGCCACGCCUCGGUCCGCGGCAGACGGUUCCUCGUCGUCGGCGACGUCCACGGCUGCCGCGACGAGCUCGAGCUCCUGUUGGCGAAGGCGGCGUACGACGAGACGACGACGCAGCUCGUCCUCGUCGGCGACCUCGUGAACAAGGGCCCGUACUCCGCGGGCGUCGUCCGCUGGUGCCGCGAGCGCGGCGCGCUCUGCGUCCGCGGGAACCACGACGACCACGCGGUCGACCACUGGCAGAAGCACUUCCACCUGGGCCUCGCCGUGCCCGGCAAGUACGCCUACGUGAAGGAGCUGAGCGCCGCCGACGGCGCCUGGCUCGAAGCCCUGCCGCACACGCUGUCCCUGCCGGACGUCGACGCGAUCGUCGUCCACGCGGGGCUCGCGCCGGACGUGCCGCUCGACGGGCAGGAGCCGAAGCACAUGACGCGCAUGCGCUCCCUCUCCGACGGCGCCCCCUCGGACGCGCCCGGCGCCGCGUCCUGGGCGGCGACGCGGCGCGAGCGGCCCCUCGUCGUCUUCGGCCACGACGCGAAGCGCGGCCUGCAAGUCCACGCGAACGCCGUCGGCCUCGACACGGGCUGCUGCUACGGCAAAAAGCUCACGGCGCUGCGGCUCGCGGCGGGCGAACCGCACGCCUUCGUCGCCGUGGACGCGCUCCGCGAGUACGCCAAGCCCGGCGGCUAA